AAUGUGUCAGCCGUCGGCGCCGACGACAAAUCCACUGCUGUCAUGCCCGCCUCCUCCCUCGUUGUUGGGAGAAUCCAGCCUGACCUGCCCGGCCCAAAACGAAAGCUGCGUCUGCGCUUCUUCUCUGGUCUCAUGAAUUAACGACGCGCCACAGCUGUCUCGAAAACACCACCACCCCCGCGGGGCCCGUAGAGCAAGAAAGAUGGCUACCGACCCUCCUCCCCAGCCGGGCCAGCCGCCGCUGGCCAACGGAGUCGCGGGGAAGAAGGCGGCUGCCGCCAACGAGAGCGGCGCCACGAAGCCGACAGGCGCGCUGACGCGAAACGGCGACGCCGGCGCCGACGCCGACGCCGACGCCGACGCCGACCCGGGCUCCCUGCGCCGCGUCUGCCUCGACGCCCAGCGCAAGGUGGCCGCCUUCCUGGCCGAGGACCCCGCGACGGAGCAGCUGCGCGCCCUGCAGGGCCAGGUGCACACGUCACUCGGCGUCAUCGACAAGGCGCUCGAGGACUACCGGCCAGAAGAGCUCUCCAUCUCGUACAACGGCGGCAAGGACUGCCUCGUUAUGCUGAUCCUCAUCCUCGCGUGCCUGCCACGCCACUUUGCUGCGCCCGAGCAGGCUGCCGCCACCCCGUGUGCGCCGCGGAGCCCCUCGGCUGACGACUCGGCAACGCCGCCGGCACAGUCAGCAACGUCGACGUCCACACCACCCCGACAACAACAACAACCGCCACCACAACCACCACAACAAAAACAGCCGCCAGCCAACAGCAACAGCAACGGCAACGGCACCGCCGACGCCCUGCCGCCCUUCCCCGACACGCUCCAGGCCGUCUACGUGGUGUCGCGGCACCCCUUCGCCGAGGUGGACGAGUUCGUGGGUCGCACGGGCGCCCAGUACCGACUCUCGGUCGAGCGCGUGGCCCAGUCGAUGCGGCCCGCCCUGCACGCCUACCUGGCCUCGCGGCCCGCCGUCCGCGCCGUCUUCGUCGGCACCCGCCGCACCGACCCGCACGGCCAGGACCUCACCCACUUCGACCCCACCGACCCCGGGUGGCCGCCCUUUGUGCGCGUCCACCCCGUCAUCGACUGGCACUAUGCCGAGAUUUGGGCUUUCAUCCGCCACCUCGGCAUCCCCUACUGCGUGCUGUACGAUAGGGGCUACACCUCGCUCGGUGGCACGACCGACACCACCCCCAACCCUGCGCUCAAGCGCGCCGGCGCCGGCGCCUCGGAGACAUUCAGGCCCGCCUACGAGCUGAUGGCGGACAACGAAGAACGCCUCGGCCGCGACAGGUGACCUUGCCCGGCCAUCUGUGUCGUGCCCUUUGUUUGCCCCUGUUUCUCCUGGGCUUUUGUGCUUGUCCCAGGAAAGAGCAAGAGCCGCUCUUUCUGUUUGGCAGAGCCAUGAAAAGACUAUUACAUACGCAGGGUUGGCCCAGCUUGUGUCAGGUUACAUACCACGCAUCUCGUUCGCUUUUCAUGAAGAUAAUUCUGGCUCUAGAAUUGCGUCAUUUUUAUAGACUAGCACAAUAAACAACAAAAGAGUUGCAGGUACGGUGC
Messenger RNA from Gaeumannomyces tritici R3-111a-1, 1563 nucleotides. Its product is annotated as FAD synthetase. The transcript is spliced from 3 exons. Lineage: Eukaryota; Fungi; Ascomycota; Sordariomycetes; Magnaporthales; Magnaporthaceae. Gene Ontology annotation, biological process: FAD biosynthetic process. Gene Ontology annotation, molecular function: FMN adenylyltransferase activity. The record is from RefSeq and is a predicted model, not a curated record. The coding region runs from base 203 to 1300 and encodes 365 amino acids.